Nicotiana attenuata is the source of this 1443-nucleotide messenger RNA. RefSeq lists its product as uncharacterized. The transcript has 6 exons. Lineage: Eukaryota; Viridiplantae; Streptophyta; Magnoliopsida; Solanales; Solanaceae. The record is from RefSeq and is a predicted model, not a curated record. The coding region runs from base 1 to 1443 and encodes 480 amino acids.
AUGGAUGAGCCGAUUUGUCCAAAUCAGGACCUCCACCUGAUUCCUGCCGAGAGGAUGCCAUUCCCCGAGGAAUGGAACAUGAAACUUGUUGUUUGGUUUCCUGGUGCGGUCCCAGACCUCGAAGGUUGGGUACGUCAAGUGGCUUCCACUUCUUCAUAUGCGGAACGCAGCUGCCUCGGAGACAUCGUUGCUAUUCGUCUGCCCCCGCCCGGUGAAGAAGAAAUCCCAAAGACCUCCAAGAAAAAGAAAAGAAAGAGGGGAUCGCCUGCAAAUUCCCCGAAGCCAAUGAAAAGCAAGGCUCAAAAGACUAAGGCCGAUACCGUGGCCCUAUCUCCAGAAAUGGCCCAACGCCUUCGGGAUGAGGAUGAAGAGGGGGAAGAUGAUGACUGCCUGUUGAUAGUUCGGAAAAGAGGAAGCGCUCACGCUUCAAAGACCGCUGAGCCAAUGGUGGUUGAUGCGGUUCAUUCUCGAACUGAAGAUAUUUCUGAGGGGAGUUCGAGCAAAGUCCCCGAGCCAAGCAGCAAAAGAGCACCUCGUGUUGGAGGUUUUUUGGAGGGCGAGAUCGAGGGGCUCGGUUCCGAGUCUCUCAAAAGAGAAGAGAAUGUCCCUAGUGGAUAUUUUAGGGUAAUCAAUGUGGUUGAAUCGCUGCCUGGUCCUGAGUUCUCCGACGGGCAAUUUCGAGAUGCCCGGAAUAUGAGAUUUCCCGACGUGGGAACGAUCCACGAAGGGAAUGAUUCCGAGCUCAAGAAGCUCGUAGAAGAGAGGGAUGGCCUUAAGCACCUUUAUAUUCUGAAAGAGGAGGAGAUCAGGGAUCUCCGAGUUGAGUUGGUGAAGGCUCAUCGAGAACAGGCUGAACUUGUUGAAAAGGCCCAGCAGAAGGGCGAGCUGGUGGAGCAGCUUUGCGAGGAGCUCAAGAUGAAGAAUGCCGAGACCCUGGGACGGAAGCAAUGUAUGGACCGUCUCGCCUCCCUUCAAAGUGUGAAGGAGGAAAGCCUGGCCCGAAGCUGCAAAAUCGAGGAGCUCGAAGCUAAAUUCGUUGAUCAGCUUGCGAAGGCCAAAUCUGAUGCAGAGGCAUUUGUAUCUUCGUAUCGAGCUGAUGCUGAAGCCGCUAACAUUCGGGCACAGGAGAUCUCCACUGCGACCGAAGUUAAGUGGUCAUGUGGUCUCGACCAUGCCAGGCGACAGUCUCGGAGAGAGACCCUCGAAGAGGUGCAUGCUCGUGGCUUUAACCUCUCGGCCGAUAUUGAAGAAGCAAAGACUUUGGAGGAAGAGGCUGCUGCUUUUCUCUCUGAUAACGAGGAUUCUACUAGUGGCUUCGAGAGCAGAGGAGAUGAAGAUGAAGUCUCCGAGAGGGAGGUUCCUGAAGAUGCGGCUCUCGAAGAUGCGGCUCCCGAGGAUGUGGCUUCCAGAGAUGUAGUUCUCGGGGAUGCGGCCCCGAAGUAG